Molecule: messenger RNA, 930 nt
Organism: Cetraspora pellucida
Lineage: Eukaryota; Fungi; Glomeromycota; Glomeromycetes; Diversisporales; Gigasporaceae
Source: the annotation of a GenBank genome assembly
AUGAAUUUACCAACGAAAGUUAAACCAAUUUCUCGUACAAGCCUUAUUAAAGCAGCAAUAAUCAUAUCGAUUUUUACAAUUUUCUUUAACAUAACUGAAGGAACCAUUUCCAUAUUAUUUGGUGCAGAAAAUGAAUCAAUCAGUUUGAUUUUUUUUGGUAUAAAUUCAUUUGUUGAAGUAACUUCAUCAUGUUUAGUAAUAUGGAGAUUUUCAACCGAAAAAAGUCUUAAAGAAAAAUCUGCGAUCAAAUUAAUUAAACUUGAGAAAAAAGCAACACUUGGUAUAGGUUCAUUAUUUAUUCUACUUGCAAGUGGAACAUUUGUUAAUGCAAUCAUCGCUUUAGUUAAACAUAGAGCACCAAAUUCUUCUGUAGUAGGUUUAGUAAUUACUUCUAUUUCCUUACUUAUUAUGAGUUUUAUUUGGCUUAUAAAGUCCUAUGCUGCUAAAUUACUUAAUUCUUUUACAAUGGCAUCUGAUGCUAAAUGUUCUCUAUCCUGUAUUCAAAUAACGCUUGUUGUGUUUUUUAGUAGUUUAAUUUACACUGUUUGGAGAAAUGUUUGGUGGGUAGAUUCUGUUGCUGCUUUAAUUUUAAGUAUGUUAUUUGCAAAAGAAGGUAUAGGAAUGAUUCUCUGGGCAAUAAGUCAAGAUUUUAAUGGAGGCUGUUGCUGUAAAAGUGAUUUAAUUAAGAAGGGAAGUAUCGGUAAUAUUAGUUGUGAAGAUCUUAAAGAAUGUAAAAUUGCCGUCUUGACUAAAGAAGUUAUUAAGAAGGGAAGUAUCGGUAAUAUUAGUUGUGAAGAUCUUAAAGAAUGCAAAAUUACCGUCUUGACUAAAGAAGUUAUUAAUGAAGGAAAUGGAAAUUCUCAAAAUGAUGUCAAAGAAAUAAGCAAGGAGAAUUCGACGAAUGAUAAUGCCAAUAAAUCAGAUAAAUGA